Messenger RNA from Rana temporaria (common frog), 1197 nucleotides. RefSeq lists its product as uncharacterized. Lineage: Eukaryota; Metazoa; Chordata; Amphibia; Anura; Ranidae. The coding region runs from base 173 to 790 and encodes 205 amino acids. The record is from RefSeq and is a predicted model, not a curated record. The transcript is spliced from 6 exons.
GGGUAGUUAAUGUUUCAAUAUUCCAGUGGGAAUAGAAGGUGGGAUGCAUAGUAAACAUACAUUUUAUGAUGCACUUUGGAGGACUCCUGUGAAAGAGCUGUGUUUAUUUUAACCACAGUAUGAUACGUGAACUGACUGUGUUUAAGAAACUGGCUGCCAGUAAUACUGCAUAAUGGCACUAUCGGAUCUUCAUCUACCUGCAAUCAAUAAGACUGGAAACAGCACAGACAAAACUAUGACCCUCCCAGGUCUUGUUGAUUUUUUCAACGUAAAGAAUAGUAACAUUCACAAGAACAAAAUGCAAGGCCACAAUAUACAAAACAGCCAAUUUAGAAAUCUGCCAACAACAUCAAGGAGAACAAAUGUAAGUUAUGGUGCAACAGAAGACAAGUGUCCCAAAUAUACAGAAGUUUCACAGUGCUGCCCAAGAACAUGGAGAGAGCAACAAACUGUUUUCCUGCCUCCAACAACAGCGAGAGCAUUGUUUCCAACUACCCAUGUUAAGGAAAAGAGAUUUGAUGAACAAAGUUAUAAAAGCUUACAUAGUGCUCGUAGCUCAAGAAGUGUCCUGGAAUCUGAAUUCCACAAGAAAUGGGUCAAAGGAUUCAAAGAACAAUGUAAUAAACGGUCACUUUAUUAUUCUUCUGAGAAGAACAGGAACACCACAAUUGAUUUGAGAAUAACUGGCAUUUGCUGCCCCACAUCAUGGACAGUUCCACAGCAGAUACAUGGAAAAAAAAGAAACAGAGAGAGGCUGAAUUUUCAACUUCAUACAGGUAAGAAGAUUUGAGAAAGAACGAAAGAGAAGAAAGUGAAGAAAAAGACUGAAUAAAAUGAUUCAGCUGGAUUUCCUCAGCCUCAUAAUGAAAUCAAGGAAAAUACAUAUAUGUAACGCAUAAUGCCCAAACUGUCUUCGGUAGAUUGCUGUUAUUGUACCUUAGAGAAUAUUUUGGAUAGCAAGAGGAGUAAAAUGUAGCAGAGAGGUCCUAUGUGUUGAUGAUAAAUGAAUGCAAUUGCAAGUGUUGCUGAAAUAAAUCAAGUGUUAAUAAACAAUUUAGAGUUUGAUGGAGUUAACUGCCUUCAAAGACUGCCCCAGUGGUAAAAAGAUUAAUAUUUUCUAAUGGGGAAUAACUAGAUGGGCUACACUUAGCUGGUGCCUAAGGAAAUAUUUCUAGAGUCUGGAAUCAUAGAUAACAG